UCGGAGUUUCGUUAAUCCUUGAGAUCUCAAGCUCCGCCGAAAUUUCCCUCCGUAUCAUGAUGUUUAAGAACAACAGGAUGUACAAAUUAUCCUCUUAGAACCUGCUGCGCACCUAAGAGUUUCAACUUAACCCUUACCAUUCUUCCGCAUAUCCUCCAUUGUACCCUCACAUUGAUCACCCGUGCCAUCAAUACAACCUCGAUCCUUAGCAGGGGGAGCGAAAGACCAAUCCGCCAUGGCAAUGCGCAACCCGUUCUCAAUCACCCGGACCGUUAAGUCUUUCCAAUUAACCCAACAAUCCUUCCGAUCCAUUCACAAGAAAGCCACGCCUACUUCCACUGUCCCAUCACCAACACCAUUCGUCCCUGAUGUCCAAACUUUCCUCACACUGAUCGGCCGCGACAUGUUAAAGCAUGUCAGCAAACUUCCUUCUUGGGAGAAACUAUUCACGCUGAGCUCCUCUGAACUCCGGGAUGCGGGAAUCGAACCAGCACGCCAGCGACGCUACCUUCUCCGAAAACGGGAGAAUUUCAGAAACGGCAUCUACGGACCUGGCGGGGACCUUGAGCAUGUCGUGGAUGGUGCCGCUCAGUUGCGGGUAACAGAAGUCCCAUCUGGGCCGUCGACGAGAAUUUCAAAGACGGGAAAUGAUCCCGUCGCCAACUCAUUGGAUUAUUCGGCUACUCUAUCUCCCGGAAUGAAACGAGUCAUUGUGAACCUACCACCGGAUGCCACGGAAUAUAAACAUGAUUUGUCGAGGCCAUCUAAGAAGUUUGCGCAUAUGAAAUUUCAUCGUGGCUUGUUGAUCAAGGGACCAUUUCUGCAGCCAAUUAAGGGUGCGAAUGGCAGCGCAGCUUUGAUCAAGGUUCAGGAGGGAAUGUGGGAAGACAAGUUGGGCCACAAGGUUGACGGUGGUGAAAGGAGACGUGCUGAGGUGAGAGCCAAAAAGAGGGCUGAAGAGAGGAGGAAAGGGUCUGCAUGAGCUUGAUAGACCUGUUUUUGAGGUUGUAUAACAGGGUUUAUUUGUACUAUAGCUUUUUCAAUUGUGCUUUAAUUAGAUUUUUCAAACUUUGAACCAACCCAUGAAUUAUUCAUGAAGUCCAAUUCAGUUCGAGCAAAUUUAAUGACUGAAUCUGUGUCGACUAUUUAAAUGCGUACUACCAAGUACAUGGUAGGGUGGGUUAUGAAGAUUAGGCAGGGGUUUAUGACUUGAAUCUGCAAACAUCCCAAUUACAAACUAUACUCGAUAUUAAUAUAUAUGGCGAACCUAAGCAGCAGGCCGAUGAAGCA
Aspergillus versicolor CBS 583.65 is the source of this 1290-nucleotide messenger RNA. Its product is annotated as mitochondrial 37S ribosomal protein mS41. Lineage: Eukaryota; Fungi; Ascomycota; Eurotiomycetes; Eurotiales; Aspergillaceae. The record is from RefSeq and is a predicted model, not a curated record. Bases 236 to 982 code for a protein of 248 amino acids. Gene Ontology annotation, cellular component: mitochondrion. The transcript has a single exon.